Messenger RNA from Theobroma cacao (cacao), 1933 nucleotides. RefSeq lists its product as uncharacterized. The record is from RefSeq and is a predicted model, not a curated record. NCBI's taxonomy places the organism in Eukaryota, Viridiplantae, Streptophyta, Magnoliopsida, Malvales, Malvaceae.
CAAAAGAAAAAACGACGAUUGCAAGUCAUAAUCAAAGCCAAUCAUCCAGUCCAUUUCCUUCGAACUGUGUCCCCUAACAGCAAAACGACGCCGUUUUAGUUCUCCAAUCAAAGUCCCUCCCCCUUUUCCCCUGUUAAACCCUUAUUCAAGCUUUUUAUUCUAUCAAUGUCUAAUCUUUUAGCUUUGACGAGAAAUAAAGUGUGUGAAGUUUGGAAGUGAUGAACAUAAGCGAGAAAGCCGUUCGGAAUAUGCAUCCAAAGAAGGUGUCAUUUUUAAGGUUCUUUUUGUAGCACAAAAAAGUGGGUUUAUCUUAAAAUAUGGCAACAAAUUAUGUUCUCUUGAUGGGGCUCUUUCUGCUGUUAGUUGCUGUUGAUUGCUCUAGUUCUGAUCCAAAGGGAAAUGUGAAUGAAGAGAAUGGUUUAGAUCAGAAUGUAGAUGACAUAGUGGAUCCAGUUAAUGGAAAAAAUGUUCUUAAAUCUGCUUCGGAUUCCAUUGAAGCUAAUAAAGUUAAUGUCAAAGCAAAUGAAAGAGAUCAAAUUGAUAAAUCAGGUAUUGAGAGUGGUACAAGUAAGAGCAAUUUGAACCAGCAAUCAGGUUCAAAUGAAGGCGAGAAUUUGCAAAAGGAUGGACAAGAAUCCAGUGCUGAAGCAAAGGCAAAGACGGAUGGUAAGAAUGAAGGUGACAAUAUGCCUGAGGGUCAGGGAGAAUCAAAUGUUGAAGCCAAAGGAAAGAUGGAUGGUGAAAAUGAAGGUGAUAAUGUGCAUAAUAAGAGUCAGGAAGAAUCCAAUGUUGAAGCCAAAGGAAAGAUGGAUGGUGAGACAGAAGGUGAUAACGUGCAUAAGGAUCAUGAAAAAUCAAAUGUUGAAGCCAAAGGAAAGGCAGAUGGUGGGAAAAAGGAAAAUCUGGGUGAUAGUGUGGAUCCCAAGGAAUUGACUGUAAAGAAAGACAAUGCACAGGACUCAGUCCCACCACCGCCGCCAACAAGGACGGAUGGCUUUCGGGGUGAAGAAUGUGAUCCAUCUAAUAUGUGUAUGGAUAAGAAUGAAAGGUUUGCUGCAUGUUUGCGAGUCCCCGGAAAUGAAUCUCCAGAUCUAUCACUUCUGAUUCAGAACAAGGGAAAGGGGCCUCUUACCAUUAAAAUAUCUGCUCCUGCUUUUGUUCAGUUAGAGGAAACAGAUGUUGAACUCCAAGAGAAACAAGACAAAAAGGUAAAGGUCUCCAUAAAAGAUUCUGGAACAGGGAACUUGAUUGUCUUAAAGGAUGGUAGAGGAGAGUGCAGUCUUGAUUUCAAGGAUUUGAUUGUGCAUAAUUCUGCCGAGUCCUAUGUAAACUUCUUGUCACAAACCCCUACAACUACCUUAAUAUUUGUUGCUGCUAUACUGAUACUAGCAUCAGGUUGGAUGUGCAUGAGCUUUAAGCGGAGGCAACUUGCAAGAAGUGGCUUGAAAUACCAAAGGCUAGACAUGGAGCUGCCUGUAUCUGCUGGGGCAAAAACAGAGCCAGAUGUUAAUGAUGGAUGGGAUAACAGCUGGGGUAAUAAUUGGGAAGACGAGGAGGCACCUAUGACACCCUUAAUGCCUGUCACUCCUAGCCUCUCCUCCAAAGGGCUUGCCUCACGACGGCUGAGUAAGGAGGGAUGGAAAGACUAGUGCUAGUUUGAUCGACACAUGCAAUCAAAAAUGGGAAAAGGAAUACAUUAACAUAACUUUAUUUUUAGCUCGUUACUUUUCCCGAUUUUUAGAGGUCUUUUUGUUUCUGUUUGUCACUGAAAUGGAAAUAGAAAACCUAAAGGAAAAUUGACAUAAUGGAGGCUUUCAUGUGGUUUUGCACAGAAGUCAGUAUGUGGUACUGGCAUUGUUCCUUGUAAGGAAAUGUCAAAGUUUUUUAGUAGGUUGAGCCGCACAAUGGAAUUCCUGAGCCAACAAACAUGCUA